GCUACCGUGGUGCGAGUAUUUCCCCUUUUGUUUAGCGGUUAAGGCCCCUCUGUUUGGAACUUGAAGGGGGGCCAUGUUGUUUAGCCGCUGGGUGGUUUUUUGGUUGAUGUUUUAGCUCGCACAACACCAACUUGGCAAUUAGCGUCGGCUAGCUCCCACGCUAGCUAUUUAUGGUGCAUUCGGCUCGUAGCGCGCAGCCAGUGAGGCAUUUCGCGACGACAAACCGUGUUGUUUUCCGCACGACACGGCACCCCACUAGCGUACUGUAUAACAAUGGCUUUCCCGUGGAAUGAGCGUUCCAUGCAGCAUCCUAGGUAUGAAUGACGUGGCCUGGCAGGAGACAAGAGGUGGGAUGCUGCAUGCAAAUGGUGCUCCUGAGACCGGAGGUGUCAGAGUUCAUGGUGGGGGGCCCUUAGCCACAGUUGGAGGAGGUGGACAGGCUCCUGGAGUUCCACAUUUACAGGGCAUGGACAGGGUUGUCAACCCUACCCCAGGUACCCCGCAGCCUCCACUGAGUGGACGAUCUCAGGAUGAUGCCACAGUUGGAUACUUCUUCCAGAGGCAGCCUGGAGAGCAACUCGGAGGUUGCACGCCCAGCAAGCACCGUUGGCCGACUGGAGACGCCAAUCAUGUUGAUCAGGUCCGUGCUGUGGAUGAAAUGAACUAUGACUUCCAGGCUCUUGCUUUGGAGUCAAGGGGAAUGGGAGAGCUUCUGCCAGCAAAAAAGCUGUGGGAUUCUGAUGAGUUGGCCAAGGAUGGAAGGAAAGGGAUGCUUCUUGGCGAGGAAUGGAGGGACAAUGCAUGGGGAUCAUCUCAUCAUUCAGUGUCUCAGCCAAUCAUGGUGCAGCGGCGACCAGGCCAGAGUUUCCAUGGGAAUGGUGAUGCCAAUUCUGUGCUUUCACCUCGCUCAGAAGGUGGAGGCCUUGGGGUGAGCAUGGUGGAGUAUGUCCUGAGCUCCUCCCCUGGUGACAAAAUGGAUGGUCGCUACAGGAAUGGUGGAUAUGGUGGUGGAGAUGUUGACCAAGAUGGGAGAGAGAAGAGUGAUGCCCAAGAGAAAGUGUCCCCCUUUGAAGAGGACAAGAGCCCAGAGAUGAAGGUGGGAGAGGAGAGUGAUCCCACUAAAGCCAACGGAAGAGGCCUACUAAAUGGCAUGGACAGAGACUGCAAAGAUUUUAAUCCAACCCCUGGAAGCCGUCAAGCCUCCCCCACUGAGGCCAUCGAGCGGAUGGGUCCUAGUCAGACAGGUUUGGAGAUGAUGGGACAGCACCACCCACACCUCCAACAGCACAACCCCGCUCAAAACAAGGCCCCAGCUGAGGACUUCCAGAACCAGGAGGCCCAGAACAUGGGAGGAAUGGAGCAGCAAGGUGGUGUGGAGUCCCUCCAGUUCGACUAUGCGGGAAAUCAGAUUCAGGUGGACUCAUCGGGGACUCCAGUCGGAUUAUUUGAUUACAGCUCCCAGCAGCAGUUGUUCCAGAGAUCUAAUCCCCUGACCGUUCAACAGCUCACUGCAGCUCAGCAACAACAGUACGCCCUUGCUGCAGCCCAGCAGCAGCAUCUUGCUGGCCUUGCUCCUGCAUUUGUGCCAAACCCUUACAUCAUCAAUGCUGGCCCCCCUGGAACUGAUCCCUACACUGCUGCCGGGCUGGCAGCAGCAGCCACGCUUGCAGGUCCCACAGUGGUUCCACCACAGUACUAUGGUGUUCCUUGGGGUGUGUACCCGGCCAAUCUUUUCCAGCAACAGGCUGCAUCAACUGCCAAUCACUCAGCUAAUCAGCAAGCAUCCAAUCAGGGACCAGGGCCUGGCCAACCUCAGGUGAUGCGUACAGGAAACAACCAGCGACCUCUUACACCUGGUCAAGGUCAACAGAGCCAGCAAGAAUCUCUAGCUGCAGCAGCUGCUGCAAACCCUGCACUGGCCUAUGCAGGAAUGCCUGGUUAUCAGGUGUUGGCCCCUGCAGCCUAUUAUGACCAGACUGGGGCCCUGGUAAUGGGACCUGGUGCCCGAACUAGUCUAGGUGGGCCAGUCCGUCUAGUCCAGACCCCUCUCCUCAUAAACCCUGCAGCAGCACAAGCUGCAGCUGCGGUGUCAGCAUCUGGCUCCGGUAACAACAUGUCUGGUCCUCCAGCCAACGGACUGUACCGCUCAAUGCCUCAACCUCAGCCCCAGCCGCAGCAGCAGCAGGCUCCCCCGCCCAGCAGUGGCCUGCCCUCCAGCUCUUUCUAUGGCUCUGGAUCAGUCCCCAAUACGUCUCAGAGUAGUUCCCUUUUCUCACACACCUCUGCUGCACCACCAAGCUCCUCCCUGGGCUUCAGCAGUACCGGUGGCUCUCUUGGCGUUGGCCUGGGCUCUGCUCUUGGAGGCUUUGGCUCCUCUGUAUCCAGCUCUACCAGUAGCAGUGUGUCUCGCAGGGACUCCCUCUUGGCAAGUUCUGACUUAUACAAACGCGGCGGCAGCAGUUUAACCCCCAUCGGCCAGCCCUUUUACAACAGCCUGGGAUACUCGUCUUCACCCAGUCCUAUUGGCCUCACACCAGGUCACUCCCCACUCACUCCUCCCCCCUCUCUGCCCUCCUCUCAUGGAUCUUCCUCUAGCCUUCACCUAGGUGGCCUGACCAAUGGCAGCGGGCGUUACAUUUCGGCAGCACCUGGAGCUGAGGCAAAGUAUCGUAGCGCCGGAGGGACAUCCAGUCUAUUCAAUUCCAGCAGCCAGCUGUUCCCUCCCUCUCGACCCCGCUACAGUCGCUCCGAUGUCAUGCCGUCCGGACGUAGCCGCCUACUGGAGGACUUCAGGAACAAUCGCUUCCCAAACCUCCAGCUCCGUGAUCUACCUGGACACAUGGUGGAGUUCUCUCAAGACCAGCAUGGAUCCAGAUUUAUCCAGCAGAAGCUUGAAAGAGCCACUCCUGCUGAGAGGCAGAUGGUGUUUGGAGAGAUUCUGCAAGCAGCGUACCAACUGAUGACUGAUGUGUUUGGAAAUUACGUCAUCCAAAAGUUCUUUGAGUUUGGAAGUGCAGACCAAAAGCUGGCUUUGGCAACACGUAUCCGUGGACACGUCCUGCCCCUGGCUUUGCAGAUGUAUGGUUGCAGGGUCAUUCAGAAAGCCCUGGAGUCGAUUUCCUCAGACCAGCAGGUAAUUAGCGACAUCGUCCGAGAGCUUGAUGGUCACGUCUUGAAGUGUGUCAAGGACCAGAAUGGCAACCAUGUGGUUCAGAAAUGUAUUGAGUGUGUCCAGCCGCAGGCCCUGCAGUUCAUUAUUGAUGCCUUCCAGGGACAGGUGUUCGUGCUCUCCACACACCCUUAUGGCUGCAGAGUCAUCCAAAGGAUUUUGGAGCACUGCACCCAGGAGCAGACUCUGCCCAUCCUGGAAGAGCUGCAUCAGCACUCUGAGCAGCUGGGCCAGAAAUAUCAAGGCGUAUCAUUGGAGAUGACACCCAAAACAUAUUAUACAGUGUCCCGUGAUGCACUGUUCAAGGAUCAGUACGGGAACUACGUCAUUCAGCAUGUUUUGGAGCACGGCAGGCCAGAGGAUAAGAGCAAGAUAGUCGCAGAGGUUCGUGGGAAGGUUCUCGUCCUUAGCCAACACAAAUUUGCAAGUAAUGUCGUGGAGAAGUGUGUGAUCCACUCCUCACGUGCAGAGAGAGCUCUGCUGAUCGAUGAAGUGUGCUGCCAGAAAGACGGACCCCACAGCGCCCUGUACACCAUGAUGAAGGACCAGUAUGCCAACUAUGUUGUCCAAAGAAUGAUUGACAUGGCAGAACCUGCUCAGCGCAAAAUCAUCAUGCACAAGAUCCGGCCUCACAUUGCCACUUUACGCAAGUACACCUAUGGGAAGCACAUUCUAGCCAAGCUAGAAAAGUACUACAUGAAGAGUGGAUCCGAACUGGGUCCCAUUGGUGGCCCCACGAACGGCCUUAUGUAGUGACAUCAACGUCCUCAGUCCCCUAAAGAAGUAGAGGAGUUGGAGCUCCAGACCCCCUGUUCUGUGAGAGACGCUCCUUGGCCAUAGGGGUUAGCCUUUGACACCCUUUGUCGUCCCUUUUUGGGGGGGGAAUUACCAAAAAUGAAAUUUAAAAAAAAAAAAAAAAAAAGACAAGUCAACUUCACCUAAGAACGCUGUGACAACUGAGCCCUGCCACUCUGCCACCCCUGGUGCCGGUCCCCAGCGUGGACCCCAGGGGACGCAUAGUCAGCAGGCCGACUUUUCCUGGGUAAAGCACAAGCCCAUUGUUAAUGAUGUAAUUGAUGUAUUUGACUGGUUUUCAUAUUAUCUUGUACAUUUAGUUUUUUACCUUGUAAAUUCUCUGUAGAAAAAAAACUUAUUCACAUUUGCUGAAAUUUACAAUUCCUACAAUUAACACCAGCAAGUGAUUUUAUAAGGCUAAACUGAGUGAUCCUUUUUAAACAAAAGAAACAAUUCCAUUUGUUUUUGUAACCAGACUUAUUAUGUCAGCUGUUCUAAUUAAGUCUAGGCAAUUGAAUAUUAUAUUUAUAUAUUAUCUCAUGCACAGUAAAAGUGUUUUCCCAUGCCAAAGCAGCUGAUGGAUUAGUUUUCAGAUAGCACUACAUAGUAUGGAUGGAUAUAAACUCCUCCGUCCACAGAGAGUACUAUGUGUCACGUGCCACAGUCACCCAGAGGUCUUCGAGACCGCUUUCUAUGAGCUUUGCUUUCGGGGAUCGGUGCUUCAGUCUAGGGUGGUGUUUCCCAGUGGUGGCUUUUUCUUGCCUACCUGAUGUUUUCGGUACUAAUUACUACAGACUGACCAACCUGAGCUGCUGCAUCCUCUGAGCCCCAUUCGAGCCGUCGUUCCCUCAUCAAGGUGAUCACUCGGAGUUUAUGCAAGAUAAAAGCUACCAUUAACUUAUAGAUGCAGACAGAGCAUGAGUUUGGGUUGUACAGCAGGCGUGUAACCUGGUAUAAUCUUAACAUGAAUUGACUGUAGUGUGUGGGGGGGGGGGGCUUUUUGUGGGGAUAGUGGGGGUGGGAGUGGGCUAUGUGUUGGCAUGCUGUGACAGGUUUUAAUCCUUGGAAUGAAUUUUUUUCUUUAUCAUGUUUUGUGUAACAUCUUAUCUGUCUUGUAGUUUUGAGAUGAACACUGCCCUAGAAAACGGUAUCUUUCUGUACUGAAUAAUCAUCUCUUGCGUAGAAGUAGUUUAGCGAUGUAUAGCAUCUUUAUGUAUGAGUAACUUGUUGCUUUUGGGUAGGGGGCUUUGCAGCAUUGAUGGGACCCCCACCGCCUGAAGGUCAGAGUAGUCGAUUUAGAAAAAAAAAAUGUUGUGGAGUGGAGCUUGUCCCAGCUUUGUACAUCUGAGGUGAAAUGAACUAGAACUAGUGGGAUGAGUUGAAGAAAGGGAUGCUGAAAGAACCUUUUUUUUAUAUGGUUCUGUUUUUGUUUUAUACGUUUCUUUUCCUUCGGGUGGAUAUGCAAGUGCAUUGGUGGAGGCUGGUGGGGCCAUUGAAAGCUAUACAAUUCACCUGUAAUGCUCGUAGUGAUGGCUUCUUUGCUUCAUAUGAAUAAUUGUAGAAUACAUGUAGUAUAUGUGCAGUUAAUAAGUGUAAGAUUAUUAGUUUAAUUGAAAAAAGAAAUGUCUAGUCGUGGUGUUUGACAGGCCUUGCUCUAAAUUUGUAGUGAUGCUUUUAUUUCGUCUGUACAGUUGUACAUUUGUAAACGUUUAUGCUGUAAAUGGGAUGUCUUUUACACUUUUUUGGGGAGAAAAAGGCAAAAAUGUGCAUUUUGAUGUGUGUAUAUUCAUCACUCCUUUCCCCUUGAAUAUAAUGUAUACAGUUUUAUUUGAUCAAGUGUUAUUUUAAAGAAAAAAAACUUUAUGGCUUCACAAUCUGGCAUGAUUUUUGUUUUUAAUCCGCUAUGGGAAAGGCCAGCCUCUAUUUGUACCAGAGCUGUAACAUCCACUGUUGAUAGUCUUUCUGAUGUGUGACAGUUUAAAAAAAAAAAUAGAUUUAAAAAAAAAACACUCUGUACUAAAACUGAGGCUGCAUUUAGUCCUCUCUGCUACCAUGGAAACUUCACAGGAUAUGACAAGAAUUAUUUUUGUACAGAAGAGUGCUGUAUUUUGGAACAGCUACUACCUUGUAAGCAAACGCAAUGUAAAAUAUUGUCAAUUAUAUAAAUAUGAACAUAUGAGUUUUGUCACACUGUCAAAGUCAUGUACAUUUUCAGGUGGCCUUAUGUACAUUUCCAGAUGUUAGAUGAAGAAAAAAACUCAUUUUUGGAAGCAGAAUUGUGACUAUGUAUGAUUAAACUGUUCUUCUAACAUUUGA
Acanthopagrus latus (yellowfin seabream) is the source of this 6280-nucleotide messenger RNA. RefSeq names its product pumilio RNA-binding family member 2 (gene pum2). Gene Ontology annotation, molecular function: mRNA 3'-UTR binding. NCBI's taxonomy places the organism in Eukaryota, Metazoa, Chordata, Actinopteri, Spariformes, Sparidae. Bases 290 to 3922 code for a protein of 1210 amino acids. Gene Ontology annotation, biological process: regulation of mRNA stability; miRNA processing. The record is from RefSeq and is a predicted model, not a curated record. The transcript has 23 exons. Gene Ontology annotation, cellular component: cytosol; cytoplasm.